AUGGCUAGUUCCCACAACUUCGUUUCCAUUGCUCAUCUCUUUCUGUUUUUCUUCUUCCUCUUUCUGUUGGGACCUCCUUGUUUGGAAUUUAUUAAACACGCUUCAUGCACCGAAAGCCUAACUGUCAAAUGCUUAGAGAAGGAGAGGAAAACACUUCUUGCCUUCAAAGAAAGUCUUACAGAUCCAUCAGGUCGGCUCUCUUCUUGGGUUGGUGAAAAUUGCUGUACAUGGAUAGGCGUUGGUUGUGACAACAGAACAAGACAUGUCGUCAAGCUUGACCUGGGAAAUAGCCAACUUGAAGGUCAGUUACCAUCUAGUCUGGGAAACCUGACCAACUUGCGUAUAUUGGAAUUAUCUGGUAACAAUUUUAUUGGAGAGAUACCGAGCUCAUUUGCCAACCUUUGCCAAUUGCAAACGUUUGAUCUAAGUUACAACAACGUAAGUGGGGAGAUAGUUGGGCUUGUGGAUGGUUUGUCUCAAUGUUCUACAUCCAGCCUAGAAUCACUAUCUUUGAGAGGCAAUGAAUUGCUUGGAGGUAUCCUGCCACACUCAUUGGGAGGGCUCGAGAAAUUGAAGACUAUUGACCUCGAGUUCUGUUCUUUUUGGGGCUCAAUUCCAUCUUCUGUUGGGAAAUUGUCAUCCUUGCAGGAACUUUCCCUUUUCGAAAAUCAAAUGAAUGGAAGCAUUUCAGAAACCAUUGGGAAUCUAUCAAUGCUGGUUUACUUGCAGUUGGGUUCCAAUUUUUGGGAAGGUGCCUUAACUGAAGCUCAUUUUCAGAAUCUCUCUCGAUUGGAAGAUUUGUUUUUGUCUGUUCCAGAGUCCACCAAAUGGACAAUGGUCGUAAAAGUAAAUCAUGAUUGGCUUCCUCCUUUUAAGCUUUGGAGUCUCGUAAUAGAAAAUGUGUUGAUUGGACCAUAG
Juglans regia (Persian walnut) is the source of this 918-nucleotide messenger RNA. RefSeq names its product receptor-like protein 53. Bases 1 to 918 code for a protein of 305 amino acids. The record is from RefSeq and is a predicted model, not a curated record. Gene Ontology annotation, molecular function: protein binding. The transcript has a single exon. Lineage: Eukaryota; Viridiplantae; Streptophyta; Magnoliopsida; Fagales; Juglandaceae.